Molecule: messenger RNA, 1328 nt
Organism: Salvia hispanica
Lineage: Eukaryota; Viridiplantae; Streptophyta; Magnoliopsida; Lamiales; Lamiaceae
Product: 8-hydroxygeraniol dehydrogenase-like
Molecular function (GO): oxidoreductase activity, acting on the CH-OH group of donors, NAD or NADP as acceptor; zinc ion binding
Source: RefSeq, a predicted model, not a curated record
CAAACAAUCACAAACACAUUUCCAAUAAUCUCUCUAUUUUCUUUGAUAUUUUACUAAUUUGUGAAAUGGCGAAAUCACAUGAAACAGAGCACCCUGUGAAGGCCAUUGGAUUGGCUGCCACAGACUCAUCUGGCCAUCUCUCUCCUUUCAAAUUCUCCAGAAGGGCAACUGGUGAUGACGAUGUGCAAUUCAAAGUGUUGUAUUGUGGGAUUUGCCACACCGAUCUUCAUUACCUCAAAAACGAGUGGGGCGUCACUCAAUAUCCCAUUGUUCCUGGGCAUGAGAUUGUUGGUGUGGUGACAGAGGUGGGAAAGAAGGUUGAGAAGGUCAAAGUCGGAGACAAGGUUGGUGUGGGAUGCAUGGUCGGAUCCUGUCGAUCGUGCGAGAGCUGCAAGGAAGAUCUUGAGAAUUACUGCCCCAAGAUCAUCCCCACUUACGCUGCUCCCUACCAUGAUGGCACCAUCACCUACGGUGGUUACUCCGAUAUCAUGGUUACUGACGAGCAUUUCAUUGUUCGUAUCCCUGAAAACAUGCCAUUGGAUGCUGCUGCUCCUCUUCUAUGUGCCGGCAUCACCACCUACAGCCCCAUGAGAUACUUUGGACUAGACAAGCCCGGGAUGCACAUCGGAGUUGUGGGUUUGGGUGGACUAGGCCAUGUCGCCGUUAAAUUUGCCAAGGCUUUCGGCUGCAAGGUCACAGUCAUUAGUACUUCCCUCAGCAAAAAGGACGAGGCACUUUCACAUUUGGGCGCAGAUUCGUUCUUGAUCAGCAAAGAUGCUGAUGAAAUGCAGGGUGCCGUUGGAACAAUGGAUGGUAUUAUUGAUACAGUAUCAGCACAUCAUGCUUUGAUGCCACUCAUUGGCCUCCUGAAGGCUCAUGGAAAGCUCAUCAUGGUUGGUGCCCCAGAUAAGCCUCUCGAGUUACCGGUUUUUCCUCUCCUUGCAGGGAGAAAGAUGAUUUCUGGGAGUGGGAUUGGAGGGAUGAAAGAGACUCAAGAAAUGAUUGAUUUCGCGGCCAAGCACAACAUAAAGGCUGAUAUUGAACUAAUUUCAGCUGACUAUGUUAACACUGCGUUGGAGCGGUUGGCCAAAGCUGAUGUGAAGUAUCGCUUUGUGAUAGAUGUUGCCAACACUCUCCAACAAUCUUGAACUCAACUCUUUGAUGGAAGCAGUUGUUCUUCUCUUGUUUUGUUUGUCCUUGGCAGAGAUUGUUCUUCUCCUCUCCUUCUUUCAAUUUUAUACAUAUAUUCACUGUUGAAUUAUCUUUGAGUUUGGUACCUGUGAUGUAUGCACACAUAUUAUAAUAAAAAUAUACUUUUGUUAGUUAAA